UCAACAGUUAACUAAAAUUUGUAAUGAAAAUUAACAAUUUUAUUAGAUUUCCACUUUUAUACGGCGAUGAAAUAUCUAAAUUUAGCCAUAUUUUUGAUGAUGGUGAUCUAUAGUGAGGCGCAUCGAGUGAAGCGCCUAUCCACACCCGAGUUUUAUGGGCAGGAGACCUUCGAGCUGGCCAAGUAUGUCGUUUCCAUCAGAUCGAGAACACCGGUCAAGUAUUUCGGCGACAAUCACUAUUGCGGCGGUGGUCUUUUAUCGUCCUACUGGGUGAUCACCGCCGCCCACUGUGUCAUGGCUCAAACCAAAAUAAUGUACAAGGCACGGUGGCUACUGGUGGUGGCCGGGUCCCCACAUCGACUGCGAUAUGUGGUUGGCAAGACUGUCUGCUCUCCAGUGUCACACAUGUACGUGCCGAAGAACUUCACCAUGCACAACACCUUUAACAUGGCGCUGAUGAAGCUCCAGGAGAGAAUGCCAUUGGACCAUCCACGUAUUGGCUUUCUUCAUCUGCCACAUCAAGCGCCUAAAAUUGGCAUCUGCCACUCUGUUCUCGGCUGGGGAAGAAUGUACGCGGGCGGACCUUUGUCAGUGCAAAUAUAUCAAUUGGAAGUGUGUCUUUUGGAUAACAAAGUGUGUAAGAAGCACUUUCGCCACUACAGCGAGGGAAUGAUGUGUGCUGGAAAAUAUAAUUGGACGGUUGACGCUGAUCCAUGCAGCGGCGACAUAGGAUCCCCUUUGGUAAUAGGAAAGGUGAUUGUCGGCAUAGUCGCCUAUCCUAUUGGCUGCGGCUCCACCACCAUUCCGUCCGUCUAUACAGACGUGUUCAGUGGGAUAAAGUGGAUCAAGAGUACGGUCUAUGCGUUUGCCAGCACCAUAAAACCAAUACCACUCAUCAUGUUGCUAGUGAUUUCUAUAACCCAGUUCACAUUGAAUGAUUGGGCUUAGAUAAGAAGCAAAAUUACUUUUCCUACGGAUUUAGAAAUUAAUAUAUUGAAAUGCUUUGUAUAAAGAUUGAGUAAUAAAUGUAAUAUAUCAAAAAA
Drosophila rhopaloa is the source of this 1043-nucleotide messenger RNA. Its product is annotated as trypsin eta. NCBI's taxonomy places the organism in Eukaryota, Metazoa, Arthropoda, Insecta, Diptera, Drosophilidae. The transcript has 3 exons. Bases 67 to 948 code for a protein of 293 amino acids. The record is from RefSeq and is a predicted model, not a curated record. Gene Ontology annotation, biological process: proteolysis. Gene Ontology annotation, molecular function: serine-type endopeptidase activity.